AUGGUUGAUGGAGUUUCUGAUGGUGUAAUUGGUAGAGGCACUGAUGGAAUCUGUGGAGGUAAUGUUGAUGGAGAUUCAGGUGAAAAUAUUGGAGAAUGUACUGGUGAAGUCUGUGAUGGUGGAACUGAAGGACGCACUGGUAGAAUCUCCUCCGUUGGCGUUGGCGUUGGCGUGAUGCUUGAUGGAGGAAGCUGGGGUGAUAUGGUUGGAGAUGUUUGGGGUGAAGUCUGCGAUGGUGUGGUUGAAGGACUUACUGAUGGAGUCUGUGGUGGUGAGAUUGGAGGAGUCUCCGGUGGUGUGAUUGGAAGUACUGAUGGAGGCUGCGGUUGUGUGGUUGGAGGACGUAUUGGUAUAGUCUGUGGUGGUGUGGUUGGUGAUAGAUUGUUUGGUGAAAACGUUGGUGGUAGGAUGUUAGGUGGUGUCUGCGGUGGGGGAGCCAUUGGUGUUAUUGGAGAAUUCUGA
Eruca vesicaria subsp. sativa (arugula) is the source of this 462-nucleotide messenger RNA. NCBI's taxonomy places the organism in Eukaryota, Viridiplantae, Streptophyta, Magnoliopsida, Brassicales, Brassicaceae. The record is from the annotation of a GenBank genome assembly.